CUCGGAGGUCAAAGUUUAACUUCCGGGUUAGACAGCUAACAUGGCGGAUAAGGAAAAGAAGAAGAAGGAGAGCAUUUUCGAUCUGUCAAAAUACAUUGACAAGCCGAUUCGUGUGAAGUUUCAAGGCGGACGAGAGGCAAGUGGUGUCCUUAAGGGGUUUGAUCCUUUGUUAAACCUGGUGUUGGACGGAACAAUCGAGUACAUGCGUGAUCCAGAUGACCAGUUAAAGCUAACAGAAGAUACGCGGCAGCUUGGACUGGUGGUCUGCAGAGGGACCUCUGUAGUGCUCAUCUGUCCUCAGGAUGGCAUGGAAGCCAUACCAAACCCGUUCAUACAGCAGCAGGAUGGCUAGCAUACUGCUACAGAGUCACACAAUACACACAUUAGUUUUCUUUGUUAUUGUUCAUUAAUUGUUCAAUGUGUCAGUGAUUAUACAUGUAAACAAAGCAAAUAACUUCUGUAAAACUCAUAUGUUGGUUGAUUAUGAAAAGGACACUUCAACACUUGACUUUUCUUUCUGUUUCUGGUGUGUAAAUUCUAAUUUGAGUUAGAGAACACUUGAGUUUGAGAAGUGUUUUACCCACAAAGUAAACUUUUUACUGCUCUUUGUUUUUGAUAAUAAAAUGAAACAUUUGUGGGGU
Messenger RNA from Sphaeramia orbicularis (orbiculate cardinalfish), 641 nucleotides. RefSeq names its product LSM7 homolog, U6 small nuclear RNA and mRNA degradation associated (gene lsm7). Gene Ontology annotation, cellular component: U12-type spliceosomal complex; catalytic step 2 spliceosome; spliceosomal tri-snRNP complex. Lineage: Eukaryota; Metazoa; Chordata; Actinopteri; Kurtiformes; Apogonidae. The record is from RefSeq and is a predicted model, not a curated record. Gene Ontology annotation, biological process: nuclear-transcribed mRNA catabolic process; mRNA splicing, via spliceosome. The transcript is spliced from 4 exons. Gene Ontology annotation, molecular function: RNA binding. The coding region runs from base 41 to 352 and encodes 103 amino acids.